UGAGGCGGGUCGGGGGAUGCGGCCGGUCCUCACUGCACCCCGGGGAGAGCAGCCGGGGGAGCGGGGCACGCCCGUGGCUGUGGGACUUGCGCGGCGGCUCCUCGGUGCUCCAGAGAAGCUCCAUCACUCGGGAGAUGCUCCAUCGCUCUUGGGAUGCUUCAUCACUCACAAGUGACUCCAUCCCUCGUGAGAUGCUUCGUGACGUGCGAGGCAGCGCUCCGUUAAUCGCGGGGUGUUCCAUCUCUGGUGAAACAAAGUUCCUCCACCCAUGAGAUGCUCCGUCACUCACAAGGGACUCGCAUCUCUCAUCAGCUGCUUCAUCCCUGACGAGACACCCCAGCAGCUGACACUCCUCCACUCCUGGCAGACAUUCCCGCGAUCACCGUGGGGAAGGGAAGAGGGGCUACGUGUCCCUGCCGAGGCACAAAGUGCUCGAGGUGGAGGCCUGGGCACCUCCUGGGAUGCUGCAGUUUGCGGAGCAGCUGGUGCCGACAGCUGGUGCUUCCCGGCCGCCCGCCGCGCUGGGGGCUGGCAGGGCCGGCUCAGCCACUGACGUAUGUUCAGGACAAUCUGAGCGAUGACAAAGUUUUUCAUCCGGCUGCCUGCAGUUCCCUCUGCACCGCCCCUGCGGCUGCGGGGAGGGGUAUGGGCCUGGUGGGUCCCCUGGGUGCCGUGGGAAGCGCUGGGCUGCCGGCCGUGCCGAGCGGAGUUGUACGCGCGGCUGGCACUGCCGGAGCCCGGCCACGCUCGGCAUGGGGCUCCGGCUCCCACUGCGCCGCAGCACCAGCUUCACCCCCGACCACCCUGCCCUCAUGGAGGUGCCCGGCCCCACUGCCCUGAAGAUGGAAGCAAACGUCCUUGUCAUGGGAGCAGACAACGUAGGGAAAUCAGCUCUAACCGUGCGUUUCCUGACCCGGCGCUUUAUUGGAGAGUAUGGAGACAUGGAAUUCAUCUACAGCCACAACCUGACUGUGGAUGGCCGAGAGAUUCUCUUACACAUCUGGGACGUCCCCAAUUCCCAGGAGCAGGCAGAGGAUGGCUCCUCAGAGGAGAAGCGAAUCCAGUGGGCAGACAGCUUUGUUCUGGUCUACAGUAUCUGUGACCGUGCCAGCUUUAACAUCCUGCCCCUCAAAAUCCAGUUCAUCAAGGCAGCCAAGGAGGGGCAGAGCCAGGAGAAGGUUCCCAUUGUCAUUGUGGGCAACAAACGGGACCUGCACCACCAACGGGUGGUGUCCAGCGAGGAGGGGCGGCUCCUGGCCCUCUCUUUAGACUGCGGUUUCUAUGAGGUCUCUGCAGCUGAGGCUUAUCACGGCGCCCUCAUGGUCUUCCAUGGACUGGCCAAGCUCAUCCCAGACACCAAGCUGGCCCUGAAGAAGGGUACAGGGAUCCGUGGCAUCGUCAAAACCAUGUCGGCUGUGUUUGCCCGUAAGCGAACAGACUCCCUCUGAGCCACUGCACGGAUGCUGCUGCUCUCUGUGCUGCCCAGCUGGGCCAAGCCUCCUCGCUGGGUGCCCGUGGAGAUGGUGCGUGUCUUUCCAGAAGUAUGAUGGGUUCCUCGCUGUCCUCCCAGUGUCAGGUUCUGGGUGUCCUGCCAUGCACAGCCAGGGCAGCCAAGGACUGUAGUGUGUUACUCUUGGCUCUGCCGUGGGACGGUCUCAUCUCUUUGCUGUGCCAGCUCUUUAGGUGCCUCCUGCUUUCUCCUUCUGUCCUCCAACACUGGAAACCACGGGGGGAUUUUGCCAAAGCCCCAGGCAGCAGCAUCUCUAGCUCCUGCAGCAGGAGCUGCCCAGGCUGUCAGCCAUUGGGAAGGAUAUCCUGCUCUUGUACAGCACAUGACUCCCUGCCUCUCCAUUCCUUCUCUGGGAUCCCUAUUCCUGUUUAACCCUCAUCAGGAUCCUCUUCAGUAACCCUGGAGCACCCAUGAGCUGGGCAGAUGAGGUUUUCUCCACUGGGGAGGCGCUGGCAGUUCCCGCGUGUGUAUCACCGUGUGAGAGUGUCCCAGAGCCUGGGGCCAUCCUACAGGACUUUGGUGAGGGCCGGUGCCUCCCAUCCCCCCUGCUUGUGAGCAGUCCUGCUCACAGCCCUCUCCCCCACAGCCUUUCAGCGAUCACAGCCCUUUCCCUUGUGCGGGUGAGCGCUGUACAGGCUGUGCCUGGGAAAAGCCAGGCGCAGGGCUCGUUCCCAGGAUGGGAAUUGCACCCCCAACCUUCCCAAGCCACUCCUUCUGUAAGGCUGCCUGUCCCCGGGGAGGAGGGGGGCUGGGGAAAGGGGUCGCUGGGCUCGUCGCUGAACCCUUCUGCUGCUGGGAGGCUUUUCCCUGCCUCUCCCAAACCCUUCUCUUUGUGCCCUGGGAAAGCAGUGUAUUGGAAGAGACUUUGUGCGUGCUGUAGGGACACUGAUUUCUCUGCUGUGUUCUUCUGGAAAUGCAAUAAAUUGUCUUUGG
Molecule: messenger RNA, 2443 nt
Organism: Poecile atricapillus (Black-capped chickadee)
Lineage: Eukaryota; Metazoa; Chordata; Aves; Passeriformes; Paridae
Product: ras-related and estrogen-regulated growth inhibitor-like protein
Exons: 4
Coding region: 753-1448 (231 amino acids)
Molecular function (GO): GTP binding; GTPase activity
Source: RefSeq, a predicted model, not a curated record